CAUCUUACAGAGUUAAUGUCCUUACGCUUGGACUACAAUGAAAUAAGUAAUUUGAAAAAUGGUGUAUUUGCAAACCUUUCGAAGCUUCAGAAAUUAUCAUUGGAGAGAAAUAAAAUUGAAAACAUCGAGACUGGGGUUUUUAAUAACUUAUCGAGUUUGGAGAUCUUAACCUUGUAUCACAACGAAAUCCAUAAGCUCGAUUUGGAAAUUUUUAAGGGACUUAUAAAACUGGAUACACUGGAUUUAAGCCACAAUCUGAUAAGAAACAUUCCACCUGGGAUAUUCAGUUCAUUAACGUCGUUGAGUCUUUUAACGUUGGACUACAAUGAAAUAAGUAAUUUGAAAAAUGGUGUAUUUGCAAACCUUCCAGAGCUUCAGACAUUAUCAUUGGACAGAAAUAAAAUUGAAAACAUCGAGACUGGGGUUUUUAAUAACUUAAUGAGUUUGGAGUCCUUAUCCUUGGAAAAGAACCAAAUCCAUAAGCUUGAUUUGGAAAUGUUUAAGGGACUUAUAAAACUGAAUACACUGGAUUUAAGUCUCAAUAAGAUAAGAAACAUUCCACCUGGGAUAUUCGAUUCAUUAACGUCGUUGAGUCUUUUGGACUUGAGCAAUAAUAAAAUUGGGGAUAUCGAACCGAAAUUAUUUACCCAUCUUACAGAGUUAAAGACCUUAACGUUGAACUACAAUGAAAUAAGUGAUUUGAAAAAUGGUGUAUUUGCAAACCAUACGAAGCUUCAGAUAUUAUCAUUGGUUGGAAAUAGAAUAGAAAACAUCGAGACUGGGGUAUUUAAUAACUUAACGAGUUUGGAUAUCUUAUCCUUGGAAGAGAACCAGAUCCAUAAGCUUGAUUUGGAAAUGUUUAAGGGACUUAUAAAACUGUCUAAACUGGACUUGAGCUAUAAUAAAGUCAGGGAUAUCAAACCGAAAUUAUUUACCCAUCUUACAGAGUUAAUAAUCUUAAUUAUGGACGGCAAUGAAAUAAGUAAUUUGAUAAAUGGUGUAUUUGCGAACCUUUCGAAGCUUCUGACAUUAUCAUUGGUUGAAAAUAAAAUUGAAAACAUCGAGACUGGGGUUUUUAAUAACUUAAUGAGUUUGGAGUCCUUAUCCUUGGAAAAGAACCAAAUCCAUAAGCUUGAUUUGGAAAUGUUUAAGGGACUUAUAAAACUGAAUACACUGGAUUUACGAUUCAAUUUGAUAAGAAACAUUCCACCUGGGAUAUUCGAUUCUCUAACGUCGUUGAGUAUUUUAAAUCUUGUCCAUAACCCGUUGACGUGCGAUUGCAAUAAUCUGUUGUUUGUAAACGUGCUGAAGAAAAAUUACCCCCAGCUAGAUGUAUUCGGGGGUUACAACCCGUCAUGUCAUUUUCCAGUAGAAAUGAGCGAAAAAUCGUUGAUAGAAUUAACCGAAAACAAUUUUAAUUGCACGUCUCCGGAUGUAAUCGUGGUACCAGAGAACAAGACGGUGUUGGUCGGUGAAGAGUUACAACUCUCGUGCAAAGCCGUAGGAGACCCGGAACCUUUGAUAACGUGGGCCAAAGACGACAUUAAUCUAGAACUUGGCCAAAGAGUUCAGGUAUUUCAAAAUAAUACAUUGAUUAUAUCUAAAGUGGAAAGAACGGACGGCGGUCAAUAUAAGUGCGUGGCGACCAAUUAUCUUGGACGAAAAUCAUUUGAGUCGAUGGUUAAAGUAAACGGUUUGGCGGAAAAUGGAUAAAAUACCAUGUUUGGAGUAAUACUAUUUUUUAUUUUUAUUAUUAUUAUAUUUGUGAUUUGUUUAUCUUAUACAAUCUUUUAUCGUUAUGUUAGUGCCUUGAUUAUUGUGUAAAAUGCAAUAUUGUAAAAUAUAAAAUGAAGUUACCAGAACUUGCAGAACUACAAUAUAUAGUAUAAUAUAUUUUAUUAUUUUCUGUACAAUCGACUGUUUUUAAUUUAUACCAUAAUUUCUAUUGUAAUACGAUAAUUUUAUAGACACUGUACAAUCAUCACUCCUUUCAAACCUGGCAAAACUGCGACUAUUGCUUCAUUAAAUUAUCUUAAGUCUAUUAUACUUUAUUAAAUGUAAUUCGUUAAAUUGUAAUUAUAACUAGUUUUAGUGUAUUAGUGUGUACCGUGUUUAUUAAUGUUAUUUUGCUUCGAUAAUUUAUAUACUUGUUGAGAAAUUAUAUUCUACACCAUUUUAUAAUAUAUGAAGCUAAAUACAUUCAUUCAAUGUAUUAUAA
This is a messenger RNA of Acyrthosiphon pisum (pea aphid), 2218 nucleotides long. Its product is annotated as leucine-rich repeat-containing protein 15. Gene Ontology annotation, cellular component: plasma membrane. The transcript has 18 exons. Lineage: Eukaryota; Metazoa; Arthropoda; Insecta; Hemiptera; Aphididae. The coding region runs from base 16 to 1713 and encodes 565 amino acids. Gene Ontology annotation, molecular function: protein binding. The record is from RefSeq and is a predicted model, not a curated record.